GUUGGAACUAUUACUCCCCCAAAAAAAUCUUAUCAGUACCAUCUCAACGGCCGCCAUUGUCGCCGUCAUUGCCAUCCUCUUCGUUGUCGCCACCACUGUUCUCGCCGCCGCUGUCAUCGUCUUAUUCGUCGCCGCCAUGGUAGUUAGAAGCGAUGGAUGCCUCUGCUGCAGGCGAAUAUAAACGCAAAAGAAGUAAAAUUUACGCUUGGUUUUAAACUGAAAUUGCCUUCUAAAAUUGGUGAUUAGAAGUUUGACCUAAUAAACCCUAGCUUCCAUAACUAGAACAAACUUUCAUCCUUCUCCGCUGUCAGACCCCUCACCACCAAUCGAACAACAACAAUUAAGGAUCAAUAAUCGCAGCUCCACGCCAACCCCCAAAUCCACAUCAACUUACCAUAAUCCCUUGAAGGAGAAUUCAUCCAAACCAGAAUGGUUUCGGACAGCAACCCUCCCUCCUGAUUACCAUCAGCUUCGGCGCUUCCCCGCGAUCGGAUGACCUCCGAAUCUGAUCCCGAUUCCGUUCUCUACGCCUCCGUCUCCUGCGGCCCCAUCGUCCUCGCGGAGCUUCUCCCCACCGGCGGGGGCGCCUCCGCUGCCGUCGACCUCUCCGCGCUCGCCGCUAUCUGCAUCGAUGCCGCCCCGCGCUACCACCUCCUUUACACUCACACUGCCGGCAGCCGGAUCUACGCCUUCCUCAUAGCUGAACCUCUUCUCUUUUUUGCCAUUGCUGAAGAGUCGCUCGGCCGCUCUGCCGUUCUCCACUUCCUGCAUCGCCUCCGCGAUGCCACCGCUUAUAUAGCCCGCAGGCGGAUCGAUGCUGGCGAUCCAAUUCCCCAACGCUGUCUUCAGGACGAGCUCCUCCCUGUCAUUCGUCGCGUCGCCGCAGGGUCGGUUUCUCUUUCCGAGGAUGAGAAACCCUCUUCCUCGUCGCCACCUGCGCUUUCUUCGUCCCCUCCUCUUCCCUCCACCCCACCGUUUUCUGACAACCUCCUCCACACCGGCGAGCACAAGAGGAAGGUUAAGGAGCGCAAAAAGAACCCGAAAAGUGACGAAGGGGGGGUUGGCGAUUCCCGAGGCGGAAAUGAGCAUGAGAUCUCUGUAACGGAUAAUGAUGGUGACGCCGAUCUUAAUUUGGGUUUAGGAGGUCGGAAAUCGAUGCAGAGGAUUUGGUGGCAACAGGUAAGAAUGGUUCUGAUUAUCGAUCUGGUAGUCUGCAGCCUUUUGUUCGGUAUAUGGUUAUCUGUGUGUAAGGGAUUCCAAUGCAUUGCCGGGUGAGGGGAAAUGAUGAAGUUCAGAGAACCAAGCUCAAAUUGACUGAAUUAUUGCAGAUUUGUUUUUCAAUCUACAAUGAUAAGAAACCUCUAUGAGUUUAAGGUGUAAGCCUAUUUGUUGAAGGUUGUGGCAAUCCAUGUUAAUUGAUCCUUAUUCAUUUUACCUCUAUUCUUUUAUUUCUUCAUGUUCUUGCUGAGGUUAUGUGCAGUGGAGGAUCCUUGUAGAUUGGUUUUGGUUCUUUCAAUGACCAGUGAGUAGCUUCAUAAGCUGGAUUAUGUACAUGAAUUUACUUGAAAAAGUAGUUUAAAAGGAUAUGGUUUGUGAAGAGAAGUUUUAUGCAUCUUUGGUCGUUUUUCCCCCUACUUUUGGCAUGCUAUACUGUUUUAUUUUUUGAGCGUUAAGCUGAUGUAAAACCUUACUAAUUUGUUAUUGCCUUUCAUUCUCAUUUGUUUAACAAGUUCCUCAUGUUUUAUUUCUAACAUGGUUAUUUAUUUUGAGAUAAAUGUAAACUUUCCUUGGUGCUCAUUUCAUUAUUUGUG
Messenger RNA from Phalaenopsis equestris, 1811 nucleotides. Its product is annotated as phytolongin Phyl1.1-like. The coding region runs from base 493 to 1275 and encodes 260 amino acids. The record is from RefSeq and is a predicted model, not a curated record. Gene Ontology annotation, cellular component: membrane. The transcript is spliced from 2 exons. NCBI's taxonomy places the organism in Eukaryota, Viridiplantae, Streptophyta, Magnoliopsida, Asparagales, Orchidaceae.